GGUACAUUUAGCUUGGUUUAUUUGAGCUUCUCCCAUUUUUACACUCUGUACACAACGUCCGCUCCUCAAAAGUCCCUUUCCUCAUCGCCUGCCCUCCCGUCGUCGUCGUCGAUCGCGUCGUCGGGGACGCCUAAUCCAUUGGAGAUCCAUAUCCAGUAUUAUGGCCUCUUCUGACUAUUUUCCAAUGCCUCAACGUGGCAAUGGCUACGCUGAAAAAGGCCGUUCGACAAAUGGUCUCCCUACUUAUUCUUCUGCAGUCCAGGAGAAGAUGCACCGACAUUCUCGUUCAAUGGCAUGGGUUAUACCCGUGUCGGUACCUAUUCCCGGCGUGCGGACUCGCAGACUGCGUCUCUACAUGUUGAAUCCCAGUCGCAUGCAUCAGUUCACCUUGCCACGCAUCGGGCGCAAAAGAGGGCCAUUGUUGCUGAUGGCCCUACUUCUUACCGCCAUUGUAUCCAUUUUUGUUUUUGCUCGACGUUUCGGCACUGAGGAGAAACAGUGGACGUCGAAUUUUGGCGAGUCAUCUACUCUCGUGUUUGGGCGAGAUGACUUGCAGCAGAUAUGGAAGUGGGAGAUUGAAAGUGGUCAUUAUCCGAGUAAUAGCAAAAUCCCAGAGCAGGUGGGGCUUAACUCAGCGCUGUUGAAUCCUGCCCUGCCUCCCCGGAAAGCACCCACGAUUCCUUCACGAUUCAGGCCUCCUCCAGGCCCUGUCAUCACCACAACUCGCGGUGAUGGACCUCGGCGAGUUUACCUGGAUGUACAAAGUCAGCCUCCAAAUGUCGCUUAUCCACCACGACCAGUACCUGGAAGCGUCGCCGACUUGGAUGUUAUUAUGGAACACUGUGAUUUCUCUGAAAACAAGUAUGUACGUGACUGUCUAGAGGUUCUCCGACUUGGCGGCGGUUUGGAUAAUGGGGAUAGACUGAGGCGGGGUAAAAUGGAUGACUGGAAAUACAUCUAUAUGGAAGAAGACAGAGAGAAUUUCACUGAGCCUGCUCAAAUAUCUCUGGGUAAUGUUAUCGCUCCGCGGCCAAUAUCGUCUAGCGAUCAGGAUCCAAACGCUGGACUAGUCAAAAAGAGAGGUGCGGAAUGGGAAACUCCAUUAUCUCUGCGUCCUACCUUGCAGCACACUCCUUAUUCAAGUCUACCUGCCCCUUGCGAUCCCGAAAACCCGCGAUUGUUCCAUAUGUUCUGGACAGGUCCUUUCACCGACAAGCCGUAUCUUGCGUUACUUUCCUUCCUGUUCACUCAGAAUGCCGGUUUGCAUGUCAAAGAUGAUGAGGGAGCCUUCCUUUGUCGUCCAGAGUUCUGGAUGUGGAUCAACCCGGGACCUGCUGCGACGGUACCGAACCCUUCUGCAUUGGGUGACAUGUUCGACCAGCUGAAGACCAACCCGUGGGCCGCUCCGUUCCUCCACCCGCGGUUCAAGGACGUGAUCAAAUUCAAGUUAUGGAACACUACUGAACAGCUUGAUGGCGUGCCUGAGCUCAAAGAUGAAUGGAGAACGUUGAAAGAAACGUUGUUCAACUCUGGUGGUCACAUCAUCAAUGUCCCUCCAGAGAAGCAGCAGUCGAAGAGCGUCGUGGAACCUACAGUUACCACUGAGGCGAGCUUAAACACUGGUAACGCCACUGGUGAAUCCAAGGCAUCUUCUACGAACACCGACAAAUCUGAUGAAGACGAUAUGCUGAAUCGCACGGGUUCCAAAUCUUCAUCAUCUUAUGAUAGGCUAUCUGUGAUUCUUUCUGAUAUGGCGCGAUUUGUUCUGUGCCAUCGUUUCGGAGGAAUCUAUCUAGACGCCGACACCAUAUUUUUACGUGAUUGGGAAGAACUUUGGGGAUGGAAGGGUGCAUUUGCCUACAGAUGGUCCCGCUUGGAGAAGUAUAACACAGCUGUCCUCCGUAUGAACAAGAACUCGGCAUUGGGGUCUUUCUUGUUCCGAACAGCAUUGAAGAAUGGCCUUGAUUUCCAUCCCAUGACAGUAUCUCGCUACACCAAGGAUGCCUACCUCGAAGGUCUCUUGCUGCGCCUUCCUGAUGCGUUGUUUGAUUCUGCAUGGCUGAAUACUGAGUAUUACCAACGCGAUAGACCACCUCAGCCUUAUUUCAUAGAGUUUGCAGAUUUCUUUGAUACUCCUGCGCAAAACAGCGCGGCACCUCAAGCUCUUGGUUUCGAAGGCUUUUUCAGAGGCGCAUACUCUUACCAUUUCCACAACUUCUGGUGGAAGCCAUUCGAUGCAUCACGUAAUUGGCCAGAUCUUGGGCCGAAGUUUAUGGCUGGCGAGAGAGCUGCCCGUGCCGCUGCCACUCCAGACAUCGACCCAGAAGAUUGGGCAGACAAAGUGUCCGAUGACAAGCGCGACCUUGACUGGGCCACAGUUCUGAAGAGAACCUUCGAAGCAUAUAUUCGUGGCGACCGACCCAAUAUGUAUGGCGAAUGGAUCCAAUGGUGACCCUGAUGUCUUAUGUUUACCUAUCUCAUGCACGAUUUUACCGGUGAUGCCCCUAUAUUGUAGACACACAGAGCUGCACUCUUUCUACUGCUCAAUAGACUGUCCCUUCUGAGUGCCAUUCGUACCUUCACGUAUCCAUAAUUUCAAACUAUACCUUUUCCAAUGUCUAUAUUUUUAACACCCCAUUCUUUCUAUCCUGGACCAUACAAGCGGAUCUGCUUUAUGCCAUGCGGAAUACGUGAUAGGUUUUCACAGAGCUGUAAUUUACAUAGCUAUUUUCCUAAUUUCGGGAUUCCCUCGAUAUGUCUAUCGCAUAUCAAUUGUCUAUAAUGACAGACGUUUCACAAAUCAUAUUGACUGCCUGCGCAAAUGCUCCUGUGCUUGAUAUUUCAUGCACGCAGCACGCAUGCUAUGUGCUGCGCUAUGCAGUCUUGCCUGCGGCUUUGGCUUGGGCGGUGUUGACAGUAGCCUUCAGUGUAGCUAUGACCUCGUCAGGGUUAGGGGCGCCAAAGAUAGCUGUGCCUGCCACAAUGACGUUGCUACCUGCUUCAGCACAGACAUCAAUCGUUUUCGGACCGACACCACCAUCAACCUCGAUGUCCUUGUCGGGGAACCGGGCGCGAAGUUCGGCCACUUUCGGAACGCAGCGCUCCAAGAAUUUUUGCCCACCGCGCCCGGGAUAGACUGUCAUGACGAGUAGCAUGUCGGCGGCGGCGGCGAUGUCGUCUGUGAUGGCGGAGGAGGGGGUGUCUGGAGAUAUAGCUACGCCGGCUUUCAUCUUCUUCUCGUGAAUGGCAUUGAUGAUGGACAGAGCAUCGGCUACGGGAGGUAUUGACAGGAUUGUAGUAAGCGGUUGAUGUCUGUGAGGACUUACAGGUGGCUUCGAUGUGGAAGCAAUACAAAGAACCGCCAGCGUUGGCUAUGUCAUCGACCCACUGUACAGGUGUACGUAAAUAUAUUGGUAUGGAUC
Serpula lacrymans var. lacrymans S7.9 is the source of this 3422-nucleotide messenger RNA. RefSeq lists its product as uncharacterized. Gene Ontology annotation, biological process: maturation of SSU-rRNA from tricistronic rRNA transcript (SSU-rRNA, 5.8S rRNA, LSU-rRNA). Bases 161 to 2452 code for a protein of 763 amino acids. The transcript has 7 exons. NCBI's taxonomy places the organism in Eukaryota, Fungi, Basidiomycota, Agaricomycetes, Boletales, Serpulaceae. Gene Ontology annotation, cellular component: nucleolus; small-subunit processome. The record is from RefSeq and is a predicted model, not a curated record.